This is a messenger RNA of Bicyclus anynana (squinting bush brown), 2340 nucleotides long. RefSeq lists its product as uncharacterized. Lineage: Eukaryota; Metazoa; Arthropoda; Insecta; Lepidoptera; Nymphalidae. Bases 544 to 1860 code for a protein of 438 amino acids. The transcript is spliced from 4 exons. The record is from RefSeq and is a predicted model, not a curated record.
UCAAACAAAAGUGUGCGCUUGAUGUGCGCGAACGCCUCCCGAGCUUGUGUCGUGUCGUGUCCGUGUCGUAAAUGUCGUACGGUCGUUAAAUACAAAUGGUCGGAUAGCAUGUGCGACGAUCUUAUAGGGAUCUACAUAUAUGGGAAACUAUGACUAAUAAUGGAAAUUCAAAUUAUAUCCGUCCUUAGGCUCGAACAUGUAAAUACUAAGUUCUUGAAUGAACCUUACAACUUGAAAAUAUCUAAGUUUUGAUGCUUGUUAAAAUUUAACUGAAAUAAUCAAUUUCCCUAUGAUUUAAAAUUGUAGUUAGCUGUCGCGAUCCUGUUUCUUAGGUUGUUCUGGUGUGGUGAAACUAGGAAUUUUCGGGAGCGUUUAAAAACAGCAGUAGAGCAAGUAAUUUUCGUCUGUAAAUGUACUCGUAAAAUUGUGUGGCAAAUCACUAGUUUUAGAUUUCGGGAUACACAAAAAUAAGGGAUCGUGCAAACGGUGUAUACCUAAAUACUGUGUCUAAGUUGUGUUGUGUAAUCGCUAGCUUAUCGUGCGAUGGCGCUUUGUGACAAGUGGGUCGCCCUAAAGAUAGUGGAGUUUCUACUCUGCGUGGCAUGCCUGGUCACGAAGCGCGUGUCGAGCGACGACGAGGUGCGGCUGGCGCUGCUGCUGCAGAAGCUGUCGCGCGAGUGGUCUCUGCUCACGUCCGUCACGUGGGACAACAUCGGCGGCGCGUUCGCCGACGCCGUGUACGGAGGUUACGUGAUCAUAACAUUCGCGCUAAUAUUGGGCAGGGUGUUCUACGAGAUACCGAAAGGGCGACGGAUUCUUGAGAGCGUCCUACUUGGCUUUGGAAUCAUCUUCUUUAUUGUUUUGGGUGGUUUAGAGCUAGCUUCUCUAGACUCAGUCCCACAUAACUUGAUAGUGAAUGCAUCUGUGCUUGGUUCGUUCUCAUUGGUCGUCGCUGCCCUAUUCCUCAUCGAUCUCAUGGGCCCCAGAAUCUACACAGCCAGUCGCCCUUCACAGACCGACCAGACAUUCUCCUCGCCUAAACCAGAGAAGAAAGUCUCAAUUGUUCCCCAGGUAGUACCACCUGCACCAGUAGAUGUAGUGGACGGCAAACAGAAUGGACACCUGCAGAAUGGAAAACAAAACGGACACGUACCGAAUGGCAAACAGAACGGCGUCCAAAAACCCGAAAGACCUAAAGACUUGGAUUUUACCAAAAUGAAAGACAAGGACACAAUAAUAGAUGAUUUAUUUGAUGAACCCAAGAACCAAAUAAAACUAGAUGAUCUUCCAAUCGAAAGAGAUUUGGAAAAAUCGAAGUUUGGAUCCUUACGUAGCGGCAUUGAGGCAGGAAAUUAUGUGCGUCUUUCCGACCCUUUGUCUGUACCGGACAAAUUUCAUUACGAACAAGAACUCGCUAAGUUUAACGAGAAAUAUUUACAAGAUUACUACGAAAAUGUCCACGGCAGGUUGUCAGUUAAAGAGGAUUAUUUGCCAGAGUUGCAGACGCCGGUGUUUUCUAAAGUUAAGACAGCAAAAACAACGAACUUGUACGACGACGUCUCACCGAGCUACGAGCAGAAGAGGUCGAAGUCUAAAUCGCCUACGAGGGCGAAGACAGUUCCAACGCCAACAAUUCAGCAGCUCGAAGAUUAUUUGCGCGGUUCGAACAGAUCCAAGCGGUCUGAGACUCCCGCUUUGUUUCCAAUGGAGCCAAUAGAGGAAAAAGAUAGGGAGGGAGCUGACGCAGAGGGCAGAGCGUCAGGCACUCCGAGCGAUCGUGGCUACGUGCAGUACACUGCUGGGAGAUGGCCGGACAAGACCAGACAAAUACGGACUCCGCGGCACAGUCCGACACAAUGAUAUUACAUGGAUAUUACUCUAAUGACCGAUGACAUUAGGUCAUCGUUGCGAACUUGAUGUGUCGUGAUUAAUGAGUGGUGUGCAAUUAAUGCGACCGACUGUGUAAUGGAGCGGAGUAUCGCUCGCGUUAAUACGUUUUCCGGUUUUGUACGUUACAUACUCGCAUAAUAAAUGUUUGACCAAAUGUAUUAUAUUUAUAACUGCCAUAGCCUCGGUGUCAUAAUUAAUUUAUGGCGUUUUGUUCAAGAACACUAUUAGUGCCUACUUACUACAUAGAGUGUAGAUAUACCUCGAUAUACGAAUACUUACUUAAUUAAUGUUACAGAAAUAAUCGAAAAUAGUUGUAGAAAUGAUCGAACUUUGUAUACUUAUUUUUUAGUAUUGCAAUUGUAAACCUUUAAAGGGUUUGAGUAAAAUAUUUAUAACUUGAUUUUAAAAUUUAGGUAACUAAGAAAACGUAAUUAAAUUUUUUUAAUGCCA